AUGGCCAUCGGUUUGCUGAGUAUUCCGAGGGAAAUUCGGGACUUGAUUCUCGACCAGGUCGUAUUCCUGCCCGACCGCGAGCCUCCGCAGAAUCCCUCCGUCAGCCAGGGCCGGAAAAGGCGCGAGUACAAGGGUAAAGGUUUUUUUGAUGGCCACGACAUUUGGGUAGAGAAGCAGCAGCAACGCACACCACCCGCCGGCACGCCCAACACCGCUAUCCUCCUCGUUAAUCAACAAUUGCACGAUGAAGCCAAGUCCCUGCUUGCGUCAAAAGGAACCCAUUACCGUUUGGACGUCAUGUAUGUCAAGGAAUGUGGCUUGUGGCCGACUUGGCUUGCCGUGCCAAGAACGACCCGCCAUGCCGACAGCGUAAACGUUCAGUUCCGCAUUUUCGAUCCGCCAAAGGAUGUCGACCCCGACUGGAAGAACGAAGAGCAGUUCCGCGGCGGCGACGGCGGCCCGCCCUUUAUCGUCUGGAAUUUUUACGCCAUGCUGUCUGGCUACCUGCGAUACGGCCCGACCGCCUUUAGCAGUGUCGUCGCCGACCCGUCAAACUUCACCAUCAAGAAGCUCGUGAUAGACGUCGUCGCCCCACCCGCCAACGAGAAGCAUGAUCGCCUCGUACCGGGAGGCACACGUCGCGCCAUCGACCUGUUUGAGGGCUUCACUCAUAUGGUCAUGGACGCAGAGAAGCGCGAGAGGCGCGGGAUCACUUGGCCCCGCCCGCCCGAGGGCAAAGAACACCUCAUUCCGGCUGAGAAGCUGGCUUUCUUCAUGUGCAGCCAGAUCGGCGGCCUUCUCUCCAUGUAUCGUGACUGGGGCGAGUACGGCGCCGCCCUGUACGAGGGCAUCGGCAGCAUCCAGAUCCGCGUCAACGGCGAGCUGCGCCGCGAGUUCGACAUGGACGAGAUGCUUGCCAGGUUACCAAUCCAGCCCAUCACGGCGUGGAAUGAAAAGGAACAACAAAAGAGACAGAGACGCUUUGACGAAUGGAAGGCCCACGCAACUGCGAUAAGACAAGGUUGGAAGAAAGCGUGA
Molecule: messenger RNA, 1038 nt
Organism: Colletotrichum siamense
Lineage: Eukaryota; Fungi; Ascomycota; Sordariomycetes; Glomerellales; Glomerellaceae
Exons: 1
Coding region: 1-1038 (345 amino acids)
Source: RefSeq, a predicted model, not a curated record